UGCUGUCACUAACCGAAAUGCUCUUUACUGACUCUACAAAAGUUGAAGAGAGCUGUGAAAGCCCUUUCAGUUUUAAUGGCCUACCGAUGUAUUAAGUCUUUAUGUGUUUUAAAUUCAUUUAAAAACCCAUUUAAGGGUAUCCAGUAAGAAUUAUUUCGUUGAUCCUUCUAGAGCUCUCCUUGCAAAUGCAUCAAAGCUUUCCUCAUUAUCGUUUUUUUCUCCCUUUUAAAUAGAAGAGGUCUAUGCUUAUGUGAAACGACACAAACUAUGUCAGCUUCCGUCAACAACAGCUCUGUAGCUCUCAAGUUCGAUUCGACUGGACCCAAGCCUGACUAUUUGGUGCGUAUGGUCUUCAUUUGGAUCAUCAUAGUGGUGGGCCUUAUCGGCAAUUCAUUCAUCGUUGCCGUUAUCAUAAUUUUUUGUCGCAUGCGAACAACCACCAACUACCUCCUGCUCAACGUAGCGGUCGCAGACAUCACCACACUGCUGUUCACGGCAAUGCACCUCAUCCCAAUCAAAGGUCCCUUCCCAUCCGGUGCUCUUGGUAGCUUUCUUUGUAAGUUUGUGUACACCAAUAAUAUUACCAUGGUAACACUUCUUGUUACCACAUUGACGCUGACACUCCUGGCUGUUGAAAGAUACCACGCCAUGGUCAAGCCUUUGGUAAUAUCCAGGAGAAUCACUAAUGAGAGGAUUGCUUACGUCAUAGUUGGCAUCUGGCUGGCCGCCAUAGCAAUGGUUACACCCCUCUUCGUGUCUCUUGACUAUCGUCCCAAUUCCAGGAGCCUUUGUUCUCCUGGUAACGAUUUCGAUGCAAUGAAAGUGUACGUUUACUGUCUGGUCGUUAUCCUGACGUUGAUUCCAUUCUUCGCCAUCGCUUUCUGCUAUUCUCGGAUUAUUUCGGGAUUGUAUUUUGGGAAAACGAUUUGCAGCCGAGGUCAAGGCAUCAGCACCCCAGAAGAGAUGGCAGAAAAGAAAAGAAUCGUAAUACUUCUCAUGGCACUUACAACCGUGUUUUUCGUGGCCUAUGUGCCCUACGGAGUAGCCCUGAUUCUGCAGUUUAGCAGAAUGGCAAAUGACAACGUUGAAAAACUUCGAAUCUUUAGUCGCUUUAAAAUAGGAGUGCAAUACUUGACACUUCUGAACUGUUCGAUUAAUCCAUUCAUAUAUGCUAUCCCUAGUACCAACUACAGAUGCUGCUUCAGGUACAUCUUCAAGAAAAUACUCUUCCGAAAUACCAGGGAAGAGUUUGACGCCAUUGAGCUACGAACAAGAAGGGAUACCGUCUGAAGCCCCAUCAGCUUGCUGCAGUUCAGUGAGAAACCUUGUUAACAGUGGACAAUUCACUCUGAUAAUGACUUUCUAGUCUAAAACGUUCGGUGACUUUUGGAAACAUUCUACUUAUAUGAAGCCUAGCCUAUGAGGCUUUAAAAUCUACGUGCAAUAUGUAAUUAGUGCACCAUUAGAAAAUCAACUGGGAAAAUUAAGACUACAAGUAAAUCGAUGUACCUGAAGCAAAGCGAGGGAAAACGUAUGGAGCGAGUCAUGAUUGGUUUUGGUUUUAAGUGGCGCGAGUUUUUAAUUUUAAGCCGAUCUUGUAGCAUUGGUGUGCAAAACCCAUGCAAAUGCGAUUAGACCGAUCCAGAGUUGCCGUUUGCUUCAGAGUUGAUUUGCGUCAGAGUUGUCUUUUCAUAUGAAUUCAAAUGAAGACACAUGUCGUAUGAAAAUAAAAUUACCUUGCACAAAUGAAAGUGUUCAGAGGGGUGAAACACAUUUUCAA
Messenger RNA from Orbicella faveolata, 1780 nucleotides. RefSeq names its product galanin receptor type 1-like. The record is from RefSeq and is a predicted model, not a curated record. Gene Ontology annotation, molecular function: G protein-coupled receptor activity. Gene Ontology annotation, biological process: G protein-coupled receptor signaling pathway. Gene Ontology annotation, cellular component: plasma membrane. Lineage: Eukaryota; Metazoa; Cnidaria; Anthozoa; Scleractinia; Merulinidae.